Molecule: messenger RNA, 537 nt
Organism: Solanum verrucosum
Lineage: Eukaryota; Viridiplantae; Streptophyta; Magnoliopsida; Solanales; Solanaceae
Product: EPIDERMAL PATTERNING FACTOR-like protein 9
Exons: 3
Coding region: 77-373 (98 amino acids)
Biological process (GO): positive regulation of stomatal complex development
Source: RefSeq, a predicted model, not a curated record
CCCUUCCUAUCAUAUCUUUUCAAUACUCUAUUUGACCCUCACAAAACUAAACUUAUCCCCAUUUUUUGCCUCCACAAUGCCCAAAAUUAUACUCUUCCUCUUCCUCUUCAUCUUACUUGCUUCAUCACUACCACUCUUACAAGGUUCAAGAAUUCAACCAUUAAUUCCUCAUUCUCAAAGGGUUUAUCAGGGUUCGAUGCACUACUACGUGAAAAAGAAUACGAGAAGAUUGAUGAUAGGAUCAGUGGCUCCAACUUGCACUUACAAUGAAUGCAGAGGAUGCAAGUACAAAUGCAGAGCAGAGCAAGUUCCAGUUGAAGGGAAUGACCCAAUGAAUAGUCCUUACCACUACAAAUGUGUUUGUCACCGCUAAUUCUAUUCGUGUCUCACACACCAGCACCCUAACAAGAUUUGAAAUUUUCGUCUUCUUUUUCUGGUUUCGGUGCCUUGAAUUUUUGUCUUCUAUAUAGUGUAAUAAUGUUGAAUUUCAUUGAAUCAUUAUUCCUUUUUUCUUCAAAUGGAAAAGAGAUUUUUGCA